Molecule: messenger RNA, 862 nt
Organism: Lolium rigidum
Lineage: Eukaryota; Viridiplantae; Streptophyta; Magnoliopsida; Poales; Poaceae
Product: universal stress protein YxiE-like
Exons: 4
Coding region: 195-713 (172 amino acids)
Source: RefSeq, a predicted model, not a curated record
GGCCGUGCUCGACUCCGUCACCGGUUUCGCCCGCGUCCUCGUCACUCCCCACAAGUAGCCAAGUGUCCAAGAUAAUUAUCUCUGUCUAUAUAUAUGCCGCGGCCUGCAGCUGCAAACCACAUCAAACCAAGCCAAGAAGCCAACGACCUUCUCUGAUCAGUGUUAGUCACCGCACCGUUUGAUUAGAAUAUAGUAUGGCGGAGACCAAGGUAGCAGCGGCGGCGGCGGGUCCGGUGGAGGAGGGGGGGAGCAAGACGGUGGUGGUGGUCGGCGUGGACGAUAGCGACCACAGCUACAGCGCGCUUGAGUGGGCCGUGAGGUACGUGGCGACGGCCAGCGAGGCAACGGAGCUCGUCGUCGUCCACGCCAAGCAGGGCUCGUCAUCCGUCUUCACCAUGGGCGGCGCCGCCGUUGCCGGAGACGUGUCGGGGUACGUGGAGGAGGACCUGCGCAAGAAGGCCGAUGAAGUCGUCGAGAAGGCGCGCAGCCUCUGCGUCGCCAACUCGGUGGAGGGUGUUGUGGAGGUGAUGGAUGGGCAGCCGGGGAACGUCAUCUGCAACGCGGUCGAGAAGCACGGCGCUGAUAUCCUUGUCGUCGGCAGCCAGGGCUACGGCGCCAUCAGGAGGGCAUUUCUUGGGAGCGUGAGCGACUACUGCGCCCACAACGCGAACUGCUCGGUGAUGAUAGUGAAGCAGCCCAAGAUCAAGAAAUGAUCGCCAUUUGGGACCGGUGUGGGAGAUCGUGUCCGAUUCCAGUAUGGACAUUGUGCCGUUUGCGUGCCAGCGCACUGUAUCCCUACUUAAUUACUACGUACUUCAUCCGUCCUCAAAUAAGUGGACAUCUAGUCUCAAACUUUGUCCAU